Hippopotamus amphibius kiboko is the source of this 1589-nucleotide messenger RNA. RefSeq names its product CCAAT enhancer binding protein delta (gene CEBPD). Lineage: Eukaryota; Metazoa; Chordata; Mammalia; Artiodactyla; Hippopotamidae. Gene Ontology annotation, molecular function: RNA polymerase II cis-regulatory region sequence-specific DNA binding; DNA-binding transcription factor activity, RNA polymerase II-specific. Gene Ontology annotation, biological process: DNA-templated transcription; regulation of transcription by RNA polymerase II; regulation of cell differentiation. The transcript has a single exon. The record is from RefSeq and is a predicted model, not a curated record. Bases 22 to 792 code for a protein of 256 amino acids.
CGCCGCCGGCCCGACGCCGCCAUGAGCGCAGCGCUCUUCAGCCUGGACAUCCCGGCGCGCGGCGCGCCCUGGACCGCGGAGCCCGCUGCCUUCUACGAGCCCGGCCGCGCGGGGAAGCCGGGCCGCGGAGCCGAGCCGGCCGCGCCCGCCAUGUACGACGACGAGAGCGCCAUCGACUUCAGCACCUACAUCGACUCCAUGGCCGCCGUGCCCACCCUGGAGCUGUGCCACGACGAGCUCUUUGCCGACCUCUUCAACAGCAACCACAAAGCGGGCGCCCUAGAGCUACUGCCCGGCGGCCCCGCGCGCCCCGCGGGCCCGGGCCCCGCGCCGCGACCGCUCAAGCGCGAGCCCGACUGGGGCGACGGCGACGCGCCCGGCUCGCUGCUGCCCGCGCAGGUGGCCGCGUGCGCGCAGACGGUGGUGAGCCUGGCGGCCGCGGCGCAGCCCACGCCACCCGCGUCGCCCGAGCCGCCGCGCCGCAGCCCCGCGCCCCCAGCGCCCGGGCCGGCGCGCGACAAGGCAGCGGGCAAGCGGGGCCCAGACCGCGGCAGCCCUGAGUACCGGCAGCGGCGGGAGCGUAACAACAUCGCCGUGCGCAAGAGCCGCGACAAGGCCAAGCGGCGCAACCAGGAGAUGCAGCAGAAGCUGGUGGAGCUUUCGGCCGAGAACGAGAAGCUGCAGCAGCGCGUGGAGCAGCUCACGCGGGACCUGGCCGGCCUGCGGCGCUUCUUCAAGCAGCUGCCCGGCGCACCCUUCCUGCCCGGCGCGGGGGCUGCGGACGCGCGGUGACGCGGGGGGCGCGCGGACUGCGACCGUAGUGCCUGGAGCCGCCGGGCCGGACCCCCGGACUGGGCCGGGACUCGGACAGCUGCCGCGUGGACCCAAAGUAACUGUGAGGGCAGCUUCUCUACAUCCUACGCUCUGGGAUGCAGCUAAGGUACAUUUGUAAAAGAGACUUUUCGGACAAGCCUUUGUACUGUAGAUACGAGAAAGACUGAGCAUGCUCACUUUUUUAUACUGAUUUUUGCAGUAUUUGUAAGAAUAAAGACGCGUUAGACCCACCUUGAUUCCUGCGCUCGGGGCCCUCCGGAUCCGCCGGGGAAGGCGCGUCUGGCUGGCGUGCGCCCCGGGGCCGGGUUGCUGGAAGACCGUUGCUUUGCUUCUCAAACAGGCCGAACUCCACCUGUGGACGUGCUUAGUUAACUUGCCCUAGACACGCUCGGGUGGAAGAUGCCCCGGGAACGUGUCAGAAACCGGCCGGAGCGGGUCCCACCUCGAGUGGGGGCUCCAGGGGCAGGGAGAGGGCUCAGGUUAUCCGAAAACCAGUCCGACUCAUCUUGGCUUUCAUGGGAUUUGCUUGCACUUUCCUCAGUCCUGUAGACAGCGUCAAGUAGAUUUUCAAAGUGCGUAAAGUACAGAAAUCAUGUAGGAAAUGGAAAGGACAGUUACAAAGCUACUUAAAAUCGGCUACCUUGCUGGUGCUUGUAACGUUUUAAAGCUUAAUCUGGACGAAUAAAUAAAGCCGUUGCCUUCCGCCCCAUGAGAGUGGGUACUAGGCAGCCUUUCUUGGUCUUGGCUGCUACGUC